CUCUCUCUCUCUCUCUCUCUCUCUCUCUCUCUCUCUGCACGCCUCCAUAACAAGAGUCGAACAGCGAGCCUGUGCGCAGUCUCCCAAGGCAGCUAAGGCUAGGUGCUUGAUUGACAUCCCCAAGCAAUACAUCGUCCCCACUUCCCCACGGCAGAUUUAGGCUCAGAGACGCAAGGUUGGCAAUGCCCAACUUGAGCAGCAUGGCCAAGGAUUCGCGCUUCGACAUCAGCGCGUGGGAGGGAGCAGCUGGAUCUCCAAAUACCGCCGCUGCAGCCCCAAAGAAGCGCAAGAGGAACAUGUUGAUUAGCGAAGCGCCAUCGCCAGAGUCUUCAUCACGAGCCAUUGCAGCCUCACCACGCGCGGAAGAGGAGGAGGGGGAUGAUGAUGAUGAUGAUGAUGAUGAUGGAGCGGAUGCAGACUCGGCAGAAGAGCAGGAAGAUGGUGUUCAAGAAGAUCCGGUCAUCUCCCGCACGGUCAAGCCUUUGACUCGGGCCGAGCUAGAGGCGUACGAGGCCAAAGAGAAGCGUAAAGGCUUGAUCUACAUCUCGCGCGUUCCUCGAGGCAUGACACCGUCCAAAGUGCGUCACUUGCUCUCUCAAUUCGGCGACGUUUCUCGCCUCUUUCUUCAAGAUGGCAGUGCGGGUGCUCAAGCGAAGGGGUCAAAUCAGGGGCCAAGGGACAAGAAGAAGAAGAAGAAACACGUGUCGGCCAACUACACGGAAGGAUGGGUGGAAUUCGAGGACAAGAGAGUGGCUAGGGGUACGGCGGAGUUGCUCAACGCUCAACCUAUCGGCGUGGCGAUGGGAAGCUGUUUUGGAGGAGGUGGAGGUGGCGCAAAAAAGGGCGGGUUGGGUCAUAGCAAGCGAAGAUGGAGAGACGAGGUUUGGACUAUGCGCUACUUGCCCGGCUUCAAGUGGAACAGGUUGAGCGAACAGUUGGCAAACGAAAGAGCAUCUCACAAAUCUCGCUUGCAAGCUGAGCUUUCUCAAUCCGCAACGGAGCAACGUGACUAUCUCAAAAAGGUCGAGAGGGCUCGCGUGCAAAGGUCCAAAUUGGAGCGGCUCGAAGCGCGUCGAGCUUCCGCCUCCGCCUCCGCCUCCGCCUCCGCCUCUGCAAUCGAGUCCCUCACCGGCUCGGCCAAGGACCCCGACGCAUCUGGCAGCAAGAAGCGAAUGGAAAACGAGAGGAUGCACACUUUUAGACAGCGCGGAGCUUUGAGUUCGGAUGUGAGGGACAAGCAGGCAAAGAUGGAUCUGAAUUCCGACUCGAAGAGGCUCAUCAAGCGCACCAAACAGUCGUCCGUGCCCGACGACGCGCUCAAUCGGGUGCUUGGUCAGAUCUUCUGACGAUGAAUGCCAGCUG
Ceraceosorus guamensis is the source of this 1362-nucleotide messenger RNA. RefSeq lists its product as hypothetical. Bases 201 to 1346 code for a protein of 381 amino acids. The record is from RefSeq and is a predicted model, not a curated record. Gene Ontology annotation, biological process: endonucleolytic cleavage in 5'-ETS of tricistronic rRNA transcript (SSU-rRNA, 5.8S rRNA, LSU-rRNA); endonucleolytic cleavage to generate mature 5'-end of SSU-rRNA from (SSU-rRNA, 5.8S rRNA, LSU-rRNA); small-subunit processome assembly. Lineage: Eukaryota; Fungi; Basidiomycota; Exobasidiomycetes; Ceraceosorales; Ceraceosoraceae. The transcript is spliced from 2 exons. Gene Ontology annotation, molecular function: RNA binding. Gene Ontology annotation, cellular component: nucleolus.